AUGAAAAAUUCACAGAAAUGUUUAAACUUUCAGAAUGAAGUUUAUAAUAACUUAGAAAUAACUUCAUCAUAAGUUUUGAGAGGGAAAUUAAAUGAAAAGGAUGAAUAGGUCAAUUAUUUUGAAAUACAUUUAGAUAAAUGAUUUGUAAAGUUCUUGUACAUAAUCGUUUAAGAUUCAAGAGUUUAAUCUAUAAUUACUAAUAGACAAAUCAUAAGAGAAAUUGUAGCAAUAGGAAUAAUUAUAAGGGCAUUCUCCAACUUGUCGAAAAAGAUCAAGUUCAUUUGAAGAGUUAUAAUAGAAAUUAAAUGAUUAUAUUGAACAAUACAUUUAAGAGAUUAAAGAGCCACAACAUUUUUUAGACACUUAUUCGUUAUAGAACUCUGAAAUAUGUGAUGAUGAAUUUUCAACACAAUCCAUCGAUUUAUGCUAAAGAAUAUACUAAGUAAAAAUAUGUUGAUUUAAUUUUAGAGAAUAAUAGCUUAACUGAAUCUAUCAGUAAUAUAAUCUAAUUCUUUUGAUCAGUCUACCAUUAUUUCUUCACCUAAAAAUAAUGAUUCCAUUUAAAUAAUGAAUUAUAUGACUACUUCUACUCCUCUAACUCCAGUUUAAUUGGAGGAUUUUCCAAAAAAAAAUAUAUCAAAUUCAGCAAGUUAAGAUAAAAUAGGAUUUAAAAAUAGUUCGUAAUCUAUGAAGUCUUGA
Messenger RNA from Paramecium sonneborni, 699 nucleotides. The record is from the annotation of a GenBank genome assembly. Lineage: Eukaryota; Ciliophora; Oligohymenophorea; Peniculida; Parameciidae.